Messenger RNA from Colletotrichum spaethianum, 1737 nucleotides. RefSeq names its product putative phospholipase. Lineage: Eukaryota; Fungi; Ascomycota; Sordariomycetes; Glomerellales; Glomerellaceae. The record is from RefSeq and is a predicted model, not a curated record. The transcript has 2 exons. Bases 1 to 1737 code for a protein of 578 amino acids. Gene Ontology annotation, molecular function: 1-alkyl-2-acetylglycerophosphocholine esterase activity.
AUGUCGCCUGCCGCGCAAGCGCCGCCGACGGCUGCCGAGAAGGUCGCGUCCUUCUUCUCCCGCCUGAGCCCCGUGCCGUGCUUCCCCGACUACACCGGCCCCUACAAGGUCGGCACCGUCGACAUCGAGGUGCCCGUCUCUGAGCUGGAGUCGCCCAGUCCGACUCCCUACAGCGCAUCCGAGAUCCACACCGUCCAGUGCCGCGUCUUCUACCCUGCGACCCCCGAGUCCAACGGCAAGAGGAUCAACUGGCUGCCCUCGCCGCAGAGACAGCAUGUCUCGGCCUACACUCAGUUCAUUGGCAUCCGCCCAAUGCUUGCAGACAUCGUUUCAUUCCUCCCGCGACACCUGCACUACACCACGAUCCCCGUCCACAAGAAUGCCGAGAUCCUCGAGCCCGAUACCCCGACCCGACGAUGGCCGACCAUGAUCUUCUCCCACGGCCUCGGCGGCAACCGAAACACAUACUCCCACCUGGCGGGCUCCUUGGCGUCCCACGGUGUUGUCGUCAUCUGCCCUGAGCACCGCGACGGCAGCGCCGUGGCGUCAUUCGUGCGCAUCCCCGGGAAGCAGGAUCAAUACUUUAUGCGCGACACCCGCCGCACUAUUCCCUACGUCCGCCUCGACCACGAGGCGCGCCCCGAAAUCUACGAAGCGCGCGAGGACCAGCUGCGCAUUCGCCUGUGGGAGCUGGGUCUGAUACACGUCGUGGCCGUGAACAUGGACCUAGGCUUGGCCAUGUCGAACCUGAACAAGUCGACGCCCAGCCUGACCCAGUUCAAGAAUAAGCUCGACGUCCACGAGCCCGGGUCCAUCAUCUUUGGCGGCCACAGCUUCGGCGCGGCGUCCAUUGUGCAGUUCCUCAAGUCCACCUACUACGCCGAGUCCUCCGCCCUCGCCCACGUCGCCAAGCCUCUGUUCACUCCGCGCAGGGACUCGGCGCUGUGCCAGCAGAUCACGGAGAAGAACGUCACCAUGCUUCUGGACAUGUGGUGCUUCCCGCUCCUCGCGCCAGGCUCCUCGGAGCUCUUCGAGCUGCCCCUGCCGGCGUACGCCAACAAGCCCUCGGCACCGGGGGGCAGUGCCAUUCUGGCCGUCGAAUCCGACGCCUUCUUCAAGUGGAGCGACCACCUCCACGUCACCGCCCGCGUGCUCUCGCCGCAGCCCUCUGCCAACGUCAUCACGCCGCAGCUCUUCAGCCGCAGCGGCGUCCGGCUCGCCGAGCCCAAUUUCUUCUACGUCAAGAAUUCGGCGCAUCUCAGCCAAUCCGAUUUCGGCAUCCUCUUCCCCUGGCUGACCAAGAAGAUCUUCAACUCGGAGGAGCCCGAGCGUGCGCUGCGACUGAACCUGAGGGCGCAGCUGCAGAUUCUGAGAUCCAACGGCGUGCCCGUGGCGCGGACGUGGAUCGGCGACCUUGUCGACGGCACGGGCUCCGGUAAGAUGGGCAUCACGGGCGACGAGGAUGCCGACAACGGGCCGGACGACGGGUUGAUGGACGACAAGGCCAUCUUUGACCGCUCCGAGGACAAGGUGCGGUUCUGGAGGUGGAUCGACGUCAUCGGUAUGGGCGAGCCCAAGGAGGUGCCCACCUCGGAGACGACGACAAACGGCACCGGCGGAUCGACCGUGAAUGCGCAGGUCGCCGGUGUCGAACGGACAGACCAGGACAUGGAGGAAGAGCUGGAGCCGCUUCAGGCGGUUGCGAGUGCGGCGCAAGCCGGCACGAUGCGGGCAUGA